AGCGCCUAAACUCGGCAGCGCGAAAACAGUUGCCGGCAGCCACUGGUCGUAUUAUCUCUGGCUCCAGUCCAAAAUCCUCUCUUACAAAAAAGCGGAGAUAUGACAUUCGUUGUCUUCUGUCCCAAAACCCCGCGAGAGAGGGAGAGAGCGAGAUCUGUCACGGAAAGUAAUGCGAGCCUCAUCCUCUGUUAUCUUUCUCGUCUUCCUCCGCCAUUGGUGAUGCCGUAGAAGAAAAAGAUUUAGGCAAAAUACUGAGGUAAAAACGUCGAGAAAGCGAAAAACUUCGCGCUUUUUUUUCCGUACCUCUUUUCCUCUCUAUUUUUAUGUGAAGUUUUUGCAUAAAAAUCACGGUCUUCAGCUGAUCUCGAUGAAGUUUCUGCUGGACAGAGGGGUUUCGUAAUGUACCUCAGAUUUGGUGGCUGCCGAGAAGAAGAACGCUUUAUUUUAUUGAAAAAAACGUUUUUUUGGGUCUUUCUUUUGGAGCGAUAUCUGGAAAUCUUCGGAGAUUCCGUGUUUUUUUAGUUCAGAGGCAGAUUUCCUGGAUACUUGACUAAAUCAAGGCUGGAUUUUCAAGAACAAAGGAAGACACCAAUCCAGUCUCCUCUCAGCUUUAGGUUUCAUUCUUAAACCGUGGACAGGUGGCGUGAAGAACAACUCCACUUCUGCUCGGUGCUCGGUGUCUCCUUGUUUUCCUCUCCAUCCUCUAAAUUAAAUGGUCGGGGAUACCUAGGUUCUUCUUUGGGUCCCUUUUCGAGAAGUCGGUGGGGGAGAAAUGGCGUCCUGGGACCAGCUGGGGGAGCUCUCGACCGUGGCUCAGCUGACGGGCCUCGACGCCGUCCGCCUGAUCGGGCUGAUCGUCCGGGCGGCGACCACCGCGCGGAUGCACAAGAAGAAUUGCCGCCACUUCGCACACCACCUGAAGCUGAUCGGCAAUCUCUUGGAGCAGCUCAAGGUUUCGGAGCUGAAGAAGUACCCAGAGACCAGAGAGCCACUGGAGCAGCUGGAGGAUGCCCUUCGGAGGGCUUAUAUUCUGGUGGACAGCUGCCAGAACCGGAGCUACUUGUACCUUCUGGCCAUGGGGUGGAGCAUUGUCUACCAAUUCCGGAGGGCUCAGAAUGAGAUCGAUCGGUACCUUCGGCUUGUGCCGCUCAUCACUCUUGUGGAUAACGCUCGGGUGAGGGAAAGGCUGGAGAGUAUCGAGAGGGAUCAACGUGAAUAUACUUUGGAUGAAGAAGACAAAAAGGUGCAAGAUGCUAUAUUAGAUCGUGAUCCCUCAAGAAAUCACACAGUGGUGCUGAAAAAGUCUCUGUCAUGUUCUUAUCCACAUUUACCAUUUGACGAAGCUCUUCAAAAAGAAAAUGAAAAGCUCCACUUAGAACUUCAAAGAUCACAAGCUAGAAUGGAUCUUGGUCAGUGUGAAGUGAUCCAACAUUUGAUUGGAGUGACACAAACAGUGGCCUGUACUCUGCAAGAGAAGAACACACAGCUCAAAAAUCCCAAUAAUGUAGACCCAGAUUAUUCAGAUGCCAAUAAUGACAAGGAAAAUGCCUUUGACCAAAGCUAUCAUAAAGAAUACAUUGAUACUAAAACAACAUCUAGAAGUGCUUCACCUGUUUCACGGAGUCAUGAUUACAUUGCUGGUAAAGGAUCAUACAGUCAUAACGAAUGGCAUUCAGAUUUACUUGGAUGUUGUUCGGAGCCUUAUUUAUGUCUGGAAACUUUCUUCUGUCCUUGUGGAACACUUGCAAAGAUAGCUACAGUGGCCAAAAAUAGACAUAUCUCUUCAGCAGAAGCAUGUAAUGACUUGAUGGCAUAUACACUUCUUUUAUCGUGUUGCUGUUACACCUGCUGCAUCAGGAGGAAACUUCGUAACAUGUUUAACAUUGAGGGAGGGUUUUGUGAUGAUUUCUUGUCACAUCUGAUGUGUUGUUGCUGUGCCCUGGUUCAAGAAUGGCGAGAAGUGGAGAUUCGUGGGAUGCAUGGUCCUGAGAAGACAAAAACAAGCCCACCGCCUUCUCAAUAUAUGGAAUCUUAAGUAGCAAUUUGGAGCUGGUGAACUUUGUUUUGCGUUAUGCAAGUAUCUAAUUGAUCUGAUGUUGAGGUAACAGCAAGUUAUCAGUUCCCUGAAGCUCAAAUUGGGGCCCUCUGUUUAGCUGUGGCCCUGUAUAUUUCCUAGUUCUCCUGUCCUGUACCAUAUAAACUCGUGCUAGAUUAGAAUGGGAUUUUAGGAAUCUAUACAAAUGCCAGAACGCAUUAGGCCCUUCAAGAUGUUCUUUUAAGGCUUUUUGUAAUAUUGUGCAGUGACUGUCACUUAAGGUCUGUCAGAACCCAAACAGUUUAUAGGAACCUAGUGUUAUGAAGUAAUCUAGAUGGAUUGAUUUUUCUAUAUCAGGUACAAAAUCUUGAAGUAUCGUGUUAAUGAUACAGAUGUAUUUUG
Messenger RNA from Elaeis guineensis (African oil palm), 2437 nucleotides. RefSeq names its product cell number regulator 13. Gene Ontology annotation, biological process: cell surface receptor signaling pathway. NCBI's taxonomy places the organism in Eukaryota, Viridiplantae, Streptophyta, Magnoliopsida, Arecales, Arecaceae. The record is from RefSeq and is a predicted model, not a curated record.